Columba livia (rock pigeon) is the source of this 3659-nucleotide messenger RNA. RefSeq lists its product as uncharacterized. The record is from RefSeq and is a predicted model, not a curated record. NCBI's taxonomy places the organism in Eukaryota, Metazoa, Chordata, Aves, Columbiformes, Columbidae. The coding region runs from base 1 to 999 and encodes 332 amino acids. The transcript is spliced from 4 exons.
AUGCCGCAUUCUGCUUUGGAAAUCAAUUAUUUAGGCUGCCCUGAUUUCAAGGCGAGGUGGCUGUGUGUGUGCCUGUGGGCAGCGUUAGCAGCCACCACCGUGCUCCUUGUCAGAGCCAUAAAACCACCCCACAAGUGGCUGAAGCCCAUGACUCAGCUACCCAGGCGCCAGAGGCCACGUGUGUCCCUUCUGCAGGUUUUGCAUUUCAACCAGAGUUUCCAAACACACAACCCAAGAGAUAACGACUUUCGAGUGAUAACCCACGCACCCACGCAAGACACGGAGUUGCGGGGAAGCGCCGUUUACCUGCACGCACCCCCCUGUGCGCUCCCUCUCCCUGGGCUCUCUCGCUCCCGCCUCAACACAAGCCGCCUCCGGCCACCCGCCGGGGAAAGUGCCGGCAGCGCUGCGGGCCGGACAUCGCUGCGGGGCGGGCAGGGCCCGGCGGGGGCGGCAGUUCCCACAAAACGCGGCUCCCGCCACUGGCCAUGCCCCGCCGCGCUGCCCCCGCUCCGCCGAGCGAACUCCCGCCGCUGCCCCGCAGUUGUGUUUUCACCCCGGCAAAACGGCUGCGAGAGGGGGGAAACCCGCGCCGGGAGCGGGGUCUCAACGCGCCCCUCUGUGCAGCGGCGUCCCGCGGGCGGUGCCGAAGGUGAAGCCGGCACGGAGGGAACAAAGGCGGCGGGGAACAAAGAGCGGCAGGCGCAGACAGGCACACCCGAGGGCUUACGGACAACAACAGAUGUUCAGCAGUACGUUCCUCUGCCUAGCACAGUCACCAAAGCAAACGGACUGCAAAUCAGAGUGACUUCCCCACGUCUUUCAAAGGUCUUUAUUAAAGGCUGGAAAUGGGAGACAGAUGAAGCUGCUUUGCCUGUACAGUCUUACUUCAGGAUACCAGCAUCAUGUGAGAUUUCCUGCGUGACGGUGCUGCCCACGUGGGUGAGAACUGCUUAUAAAUCCCACGUUUUUGGGAAGAGCAUGAAACAGUUGGACUGAACAUGCCCUCAGUGGCUGAGGAUUUCUGGAGAGCAGAGAACCCACUGCACAGCGUGCAGGUUCUGCAGUCGUGCAGGAUGUCUUGACCCGUGCAAGCGCUCACAGAGUGAAUCCACCAAGACUUCGGCUACCGCACCUCUGGAAAUGUUUAGUGAACAGAAAGGAUUUAACCAGAGAAACGCAGCAGGUAUAUGGGAGCCUCAAGUCCAUCUAUAAAUGCUAGCACUUUCAGGCACUCUGACACACCCCCCACAUCCAUCCCCAAAAUUUUCUAAUUAACUUUAAUCACCACAGAGAGCCAAAGGCUCAUAUGUGCUUUCUCACACAGGUUUAUCUUUAUUGUCAUCUGGAAAGCUGACUAAUUUACUCCAAGCAAUGUGAAAUGUUUGUGCACACAAGCUGGGAAUGCUGCUCCUCACAACCCUACAAAUGGGGCACAUUUCCAGAAUGUCCUUCAUAGGUCCCUUUUCAUUUUUGCCACAGAUUUCUAUCCCCCUGGUUUAGGUUUCGCUUUGCCCACACCGUACCUGCCUCAAGGAUGCCUAAAAAGUUUACGGUGGCCAAAUGCUGCAGGAAGAAAAAAGAAAUUAGUGUGUCCUGAGCAACACUCCACAACUUGGAGCAGGCCUCUGUGUGCAAGAGCCAGUUGUUGGGUUGGUUGUCCUUGCUCCCAGCUCCGCAUCCAGACCACCCUGGCUACCAAGCUCCACGCCAGCCGGGACAAUGCUGGGACCUCUGAAUAUUUUCCUACUCGUCUUGGCUCCUCCUUUAGCUCAGCAGAUACAGUACUGUUGGUGCACAUUCAUAAAUGCUGUGAUUUGAUGCACAGAUUUGCACAAUUUACGCACUUACUACAUGUAGUAAACCUCAGGUCUGGUGUGUGCAUACAGAUGCAUUUAUCCAAUUGAACAUUUAGGAGUAAUUACUCUAAUUGCCUAGCUUGACUUGUUAAGCCUCCCAUUCUGAAGCUGGAAUUCAUUUACCUAAAAAUGCUCCAUCUUCAUAGUCCCCUUCACUCAUACCUGUCACUGGUGCAGCUGAGGACUUCGCCGUGUCCCCUUUCUCGGAGCAACAGAGGUUGGUGGUGGCCAGGGCUGCUUCACCCCCAGAGCCAGACGCAGGUGUCACAGGCAGUCAGGUGUCUCUGCUUGCACAGUCCCACAAUUUCUAGCAGAAAUAUAACGCAGCUGCAGCUUGGCAUGUGCUCCCUUCUCCGUCCCUCUGCCCCCACUCAAUAACCAGCAGAGGCUGUAGAAUCCUGCAAGCUCUGGCUACGCAACGUGGGCACCUGCACACGUGUAUGAGCUAAUCCCUCCGUGUCUGCAAAUCUCGUUGAUCUGUGUGUUCACAGCUGAACCUGCAAAUGAGAAAACACCACGGUUCAAGCACAAAGCUGCAAAGACCUUGGUGUUAUGAAAACCAAGCCUCUAGCAUACAGGUUGUAACUUCACGUUUCAACUAUUUAGAUAAGAACACGCCACCUAUUUUAUCGCUCUUUACAAAGGCUCGGGUUUAAUCAUUGAUGUGCCGAAAGGAGAUACGCCGUCAUUCUUGCAAUAACUCUGUGCUGCUUGUGCUGAGGUGAAGGGUCCUGAAGGAAUGGAGCUAUUCUGACCAUUCACCAGCUCUUCCUAAGAAGCAAGUUUCGCAUGACGAUCGUGCGCUGUCCUGCUCGGCCUCCCCCAGCAGCCUUUUCCUAAGGGGAAGAAUUUUUACUUUUACCAAACUGCAUGACUUUCCCAAUUCUUUUCAACAGAUGUAGAAAUUAUCCUCAAAAAAGUAACCAGUGUGAUCCACAAUGGAUAUACAGCUUUGAACCACUGCUCUUCCUUAGCUCUGCAAAGGCAUUAAGUUGUGCUUUAAAGCCAUGACAUAAUGAGGAUUAUUUAAAAUAAAUAGCACAGAUGCUUUAUGGGCAUUCUUCUUAUUCUGGGUUCCGGACAGCUGGACUUCCAGCAACUUUUGCAUUUCUUUGGACAGGUGGAAAGAAAAAUGGAGCAAACUGAUGCUCUUUUAAUUCUCUGAAACAGCUCUAAAGGAGAAUUGCCUGUUUACAGCACAUAUAAAACAGGCAAUGCUUCAACAUGAAGUUUUGCGGUGUUGCCCUUUGGAAAACUUAUUUAAUAUGUUUGUGGGUUUCCUGCUUCUGUGUAAUACACAUUCCAGACUCCCAGGAGUAAUAACAAAUAGCCUCCAUGGGAUGCCACAGCAUGGUGGCCCAGUAUGGGAACAAAGCUUUCCUUGGAAUUCAGAGGUACCUGCUCCUGCUUGGCACCAUUGCUCUUUACCACUAGGUGGCUUUUCCACCCAGUAGUUCGUAUGGCUUUUGAGUCACUACAAGAACAAUAAAUCUGCUCAUAAGGGCAACCAUCAAAUUGGUGGAAAGAGAAGAAAGCUAAGACAUCCUUCAGCAGAUGAACUCUAAUUCCCCAUGCUUUUACAGUGAAAUCUUUACCCAUCCUUUGUCUGUCCUUCUAAUGUUUUAUUUCAAGUUACUUACAGCUGGCUAGUUUGCUUCUAGAUUUUGAGUAGCAUAAGGUAUCUGCUCAGAUAUAUUUCUGUAUAGCUAUGAAACUUUGCAAAGUAGUCCAUGUGUCUAAUAUUAUGAUGGACAUUCUUAUCGUUCAUCAGAAUAAACCAAUUAGUAAUACAGUAAAAAA